UCAACGAGGAACGUGCGGUGAAAGAAAGAAAAAGAAAACCCUCUCCUUUAUUUCAAUCUCAGUCGGUCUCUUUCUAUAUUAUUGUCUUCUUCGUGUUUUUUUGGGCCUUUGGCUGCGGCUGCUGGUGCUUUCUUUUUCCACAAUGAACCUCUCAUCCCUUACAACACUCCAAACCAACCCGCUACCCACGACUCGCCGCAGGGUUUUCUACGGGACCCACUUCCGUACCGACGUGCUCUCUCGCCCAAGAGACGUCGUCGUUUGCUCCUCCGUCAAACCCGUUUCGGCUUCGUCCCUAACGGCGGUGGCCGAGUCAGCCUCCCAAGCGUUGAGUCGAAUCGAAUCGUUGAGUCAGGUCUCUGGUGUGUUGGGUAGUCAGUGGGGAGACGAAGGCAAAGGCAAACUCGUCGACAUCUUGGCCAAACACUUCGACAUCGUUGCUCGUUGUCAGGGUGGAGCUAAUGCUGGGCAUACAAUCUACAAUGCAGAGGGAAAGAAGUUUGCCCUGCACCUUGUUCCCUCUGGUAUUUUAAAUGAGGAAACUCUAUGUGUUAUUGGGAAUGGAGUUGUGGUUCAUCUUCCGGGGCUGUUUCAAGAGAUUGAUGGCCUUGAAUCUAAAGGAGUCUCCUGCAAGGGGAGGAUAUUAGUUUCUGAUCGUGCCCACCUCUUAUUUGAUUUUCAUCAGGAAGUGGAUGGGCUUAGAGAAUCUGAGCUUGCUAAAUCUCUUAUCGGUACUACCAAGAGAGGAAUAGGACCUUGUUACUCUAGCAAGGUUGUUCGGAAUGGCAUUAGAGUAUGUGAUCUGAGACACAUGGAUACUUUCCCUGAGAAGCUUGAUGUAUUAUUAUCAGAUGCUGCUUCAAGAUUCCGAGGUUUUAACUAUGGUCCAGACAUGCUCAGGGAAGAGGUUGAAAAAUACAAGAGAUAUGCUGAGAGGUUGGAACCCUUCAUUGCUGAUACUGUGUAUGUCAUUAAUGAAGCCAUCUCUCAGAAGAAGAAGAUUUUGGUCGAAGGAGGUCAGGCAACCAUGCUUGAUAUUGACUUUGGAACAUACCCCUUUGUGACUUCCUCUAGCCCAUCAGCUGGUGGGAUUUGCACAGGUCUUGGCAUUGCACCAAGAGUUGUGGGAGACCUAAUUGGAGUGGUAAAGGCAUACACUACAAGAGUCGGUUCUGGUCCAUUCCCUACGGAACUCUUGGGGGAAGGAGGUGACCUUCUCAGAUCUGCUGGGCAGGAGUUUGGCACAACCACUGGCCGUCCCCGCCGUUGUGGUUGGCUAGAUAUAGUUGCAUUGAAAUACUGCUGUCAGAUUAAUGGCUUUUCUGCUUUAAAUCUCACCAAACUCGAUGUUUUGUCUGAGUUUCCUGAGAUUCGAUUGGGGGUCUCUUAUAAGCAAAUAGAUGGUACACCGGUCAAAUCAUUCCCAUCGGAUCUCAAUCUUCUUGAACAACUGAAUGUUGAAUAUGAAGUAUUGCCUGGAUGGAAAUGUGAUAUAUCUUCUGUCAGAAACUACUCUGACCUUCCGAAGGCUGCACGUCAAUAUGUAGAAAGGAUUGAAGAACUUGUAGGUGUGCCCGUUCAUUACAUCGGCAUCGGACCUGGACGAGACGCCCUCAUAUUUAGAUAAUUUCACUAUUACAUAGAGAUGUAAGAUUGAAAAGCUUAUGGUGCUUUGAAAGAAUUUAUUUUCUUCGGCAACAAUAUUAGGCAAUACUCUGAUCUUUCAGGGUUGAUGGUUUUUGUUUUUUUGGGUAGUUGGAUACUUGGUAGCUUCUUCUUCUUGUCUUUGAUUUUUUCUAGCACCAGAAGAACACUGCUUAAUAAAGUGCUAGAUUUUGGGUGGUCUCAA
Molecule: messenger RNA, 1849 nt
Organism: Ziziphus jujuba (common jujube)
Lineage: Eukaryota; Viridiplantae; Streptophyta; Magnoliopsida; Rosales; Rhamnaceae
Product: adenylosuccinate synthetase 2, chloroplastic
Exons: 4
Coding region: 143-1627 (494 amino acids)
Biological process (GO): 'de novo' AMP biosynthetic process; IMP metabolic process
Cellular component (GO): cytoplasm
Molecular function (GO): GTP binding; adenylosuccinate synthase activity
Source: RefSeq, a predicted model, not a curated record